Penicillium canescens is the source of this 264-nucleotide messenger RNA. RefSeq lists its product as uncharacterized. The transcript has a single exon. Lineage: Eukaryota; Fungi; Ascomycota; Eurotiomycetes; Eurotiales; Aspergillaceae. The coding region runs from base 1 to 264 and encodes 87 amino acids. The record is from RefSeq and is a predicted model, not a curated record.
AUGCUGAGCAACAAAAGACCAUCCGUACGUUUCAGGACGGCAAGCUCAAGCCAGAUGCAUUUGCAGAACCUCGACUUUUGGGACAGCUGCCAGGAGUUUGUGCUCUCAUCGUGUCCUUCAAUCGAUUUCCACAACUGUGUGGUCCAGCAACUGGCGUUGAUAAAUGAAGCUGGAAGAUUUAGUGUUUCGGUGACCGUUAAUCCUCAGAAUAAAGCGGCGCAUGAGAAGGUCUUGGCAAAACGUGAUAACCAUCUGGUUACGUGA